This is a messenger RNA of Rana temporaria (common frog), 3273 nucleotides long. RefSeq names its product 5-hydroxytryptamine receptor 1B (gene HTR1B). The transcript has 2 exons. NCBI's taxonomy places the organism in Eukaryota, Metazoa, Chordata, Amphibia, Anura, Ranidae. Gene Ontology annotation, molecular function: G protein-coupled serotonin receptor activity. Gene Ontology annotation, biological process: adenylate cyclase-activating adrenergic receptor signaling pathway; chemical synaptic transmission; bone remodeling. Bases 1049 to 2209 code for a protein of 386 amino acids. The record is from RefSeq and is a predicted model, not a curated record. Gene Ontology annotation, cellular component: plasma membrane.
CUACAUCAGCCUCUAUGUCAGCUGCAGCACCAGGAGAAGUACUAGUGCUGCUGCUUGAGAAUAAAAGAGCACACACAAGACAGGGGAGAAAUGAACGGCAGCUUUCAGCACCACUCCAGCUCCCACCAACUGCCCUGGUCACUUGGCUGCACAGACCAGCUGAGAGAAGGAGGAUACCUGAAGCUCCCUACAAGUUGAGGCUUCCUCUACCAAAGCACAUGCAUUGCUGUCACCCAGGGCAAUGAGCCAUCUACUAUCUUCAAAGUCUGCAAGAAAUCCUCACUUGCACCUAAGUUUUGCCUGCUCGGACAGCUCCAGCUACAACAACUUCCAUGCAUAUUCUCAAGGCUCCAGCCAUCAAGUGUUGGAGUAAUCCCUGCAGGACAGCUUGAAUGACCCAGGAGAUCACACUGACAAGACUUUUUAUUUUUUUGGGGAGAAGCCAACCUUGCUAAGGACGACAGCAUGCAUCAUUUGUGAAUGUAACAAUGGAUGUCCUCUGUGCCUGACAAUGACAAGUACCAGCACAGAUGAGGUGAUUAUUGGUGUCUGCAUCAAUAUUGCAUUCUAAAGAGCAAUAAUGCCAUAUAUUUUUUUUAUUAUUGAUACAGCAAUUUGAGGGCUAAUGUUACAAAGGCAUUGUAUGGUUAACUUUAAUUCAGCUAGAUGACAAUUGAAGUAGAUUUCUAUAGAUGUUUGUAAUUACCGGUAAUAUGGACAUUUAAAGUCACUGCUGGAUUAUCGGAUUUGCUUUAUUAGUGGUCCUUGUAAAGAAAGCUUUGGGACGCUUAAUUCAGCGUUUGGGGAUUUAAAUUCUGAUUUUUUUUUUUUUUUGUGCAUUGAUUUGUUGAAGUUUUUGGAUCUAUGAGCCAUCACCAAGUAGAGUGUAAAAAAGCACAAUUCUAGUUUUUGUUGGUCACACCAUCCAGUGCUGAAGGACUGCCAUCAGGGAAUAUGAAGGUGCAUCAAAGUGUCCUAGUCCUUGUAGCUUUGAGAUAGUUCUGCUCCAUCCCCUGGAGGUCUCAUAGACCUGAAUGCCGAAAACUCCAUGAUGGAGCCGCAAAGCCAAUGCCAACCGACCGCUGACGAACUGAAUGUCUCUCAAAGCAAUUACUCCUACGAAGGCACGCGUUGCAUUGCCGAUCUGGACGGGCAAGGGCAGGACUUUGAGCUGUCCUUCUGGAGCGUUGUCCUCACCAUCAUUUUGGGUGUCAUCACCCUUGCCACUCUGCUGUCCAAUGCAUUUGUAAUCGCAACAGUCUAUCAGACCAGAAAACUGCACACGCCUGCCAACUAUCUCAUAGCUUCAUUGGCAUUCACUGACCUUUUAGUGUCUAUUCUUGUGUUGCCAAUCAGCACCUUGUAUACUGUCAUUGGCAAGUGGAGUUUGGGGCAGGUGAUCUGUGAUAUGUGGUUAUCCUCUGAUAUCACUUGUUGCACUGCAUCCAUUCUCCAUUUAUGUGUGAUAGCCUUGGAUAGAUACUGGGCAAUCACUGAUGCGGUUGAAUACACCAAGAAAAGGACUCCGAAAAGGGCAGUGAUAAUGAUAGCUCUUGUGUGGGUCUUCUCCAUAUCGAUCUCUAUGCCCCCACUUUUUUGGCGUCAAUCAAAAGUGGAAGAGCUCACCAAGUGUGCUGUGAAUACAGAUCACGUUUUGUAUACGGUGUACUCUACAGUUGGGGCAUUUUAUGUCCCGACAUUACUUCUAAUAGCCCUUUAUGGGAGAAUUUAUGUAGAAGCCAGGUCUAGAAUCCUGAAACAAUCUCCAAAGAGCACAGGCAAAAGAUUGACAAGGGCUCAUCUAAUCACUGACUCUCCUGGAUCUUCUUCUGUCUCCUCCACCAACUCAAGGGCUCCAGAACUGUCCAGUGACACAGGUUCUCCUGUAUACCUGAAUCAAGUGAAAGUUAAAGUGUCAGAUGCUCUACUAGAGAAGAAGAAGAUCAUGGCUGCCAGGGAGAAGAAGGCUACCAAGACCUUGGGAAUUAUACUUGGAGCUUACAUCGUGUGUUGGUUACCGUUUUUCAUCAUCUCACUGGUUCUGCCCAUCUGCCAAGAAGCUUGCUGGUUUCACCCUGCUAUAUUUGACUUUUUCAAUUGGCUUGGAUACCUUAACUCUUUAAUAAACCCUAUUAUCUAUACAAUGUCAAAUGAAGACUUUAAGCAAGCUUUUCACAAACUGAUACAUCGUCUUAGCUGCUGUUCAUGAAUCUAGCCAUCAACUACUUCUCAAUUCUACAUGAAUGCACUUGCGUGGGUCUGAUGUCACAGAACCCAGUCGAUAUUGUAAAGAAUCACUGGCUGAAACUCCCUAUCCUGAGUUGUCAGACUCAUGAAUGCUGCUGAGCACAAACGUCAAUACAUACUGCUAUCCUACUUGUUCAGCUCUGCAUUUCACUGCUAUGACUCUAGCAAUGAUGCUGCUUAAAUAUUCACCCAUGUCAAAUGCAAAGAGUUCAUCUUCAGAACAAUGCUUACAAUUGACACCUGGAUUGGAAAAUUAAUUUAGACUUUUGUUUCCAUUUUUUUUUUUUUUUUUAUUAUUAUUAUUAUUUAUUUUUUCCUUUCACAUCAUUGCCUUUUUGGCAUUUUAAAGAUUCUGUGGAAUUCUUUACAAGCACACUGUAGGGGUGUGCACAGUUGCUAUGUUUUUAUGUCACUAGUAUUAAUGUGUCUAUGUGUAUGCUUGUAAUUUAUUUCUGUAGAGAAAAGGGUUAAUAUGGUUUAAAAGAAAUGUUUUAAAGAUGUGUCACCAUGUGCAAGUGGCUCAUUCAUCGCAAGCUUUCUUGGUAAAUGUGGUGUGCAGGAGUGUGCAAAAACGACACCGGUUCCAAUCAAUAUAAUACCAAACUCAUACAUUUUCCCAAGUCAUUCCAGCUAAAUGAUGUAUGUGUUAAUGUAUCACCUAUAUGAUGGAUGUGUAACAGACUGACGUGCCCUUUAAAUGAAUGGCACUUGCCUUUUAUUGCAGUGAGAAGAUAUUGCAGCACUAUCAGGAAAGUCAUUCUCUUUCUCUUAAAACAGGGUUUGACAUCAGUUUUAACAUUUAGGUACUAUAGGCAGUAUUUAUAAUUAUGGUUGAUGCACACCCCUACUGCAUUAAGCACAGAGAAUGUAUGUUUCUUUUUUUUUUCUUUGUUUGUUUGUUUUUUGCGUGUUUAAGAAAUAAAUCUACCUAAAAUGUAUUUUGCUGUACACUGUCAAAAAGUUCAAAUGAGUUUAUAUUUCCAAAAAAGUCACUCACGUGCAAAAUAAAUGACUAAAUAAAUCAGA